Guillardia theta CCMP2712 is the source of this 426-nucleotide messenger RNA. RefSeq lists its product as hypothetical. The transcript has 5 exons. NCBI's taxonomy places the organism in Eukaryota, Cryptophyceae, Pyrenomonadales, Geminigeraceae. The coding region runs from base 1 to 426 and encodes 141 amino acids. Gene Ontology annotation, molecular function: carboxy-lyase activity. The record is from RefSeq and is a predicted model, not a curated record.
AUGACCGAGAGCCGACCCUUUUCAUCCCCUGAUGACAUGAAGUUAACAUCCGAUCGGAUUUGGUCGGGGAGCUCGAGAGAAGAUAUCCUCGAGGCGUUCGAAGCGCAUCCGAGAAUCGGGGACAAGAAGGGAGCAGAGCAGCAUGGAGGGAAAUGGGCAUCGAAUGAGCAGAAAGGGAUGGAUUCUGCCUCAAAUGACAUCGCGCGUGCGAUGAUGAAGGGGAACGCGGAGUAUGAGGCUAGGAUGGGAUUCCGGUACAUUGUCUGUGCGACGGGAAAGUCUGCGGAGGAAAUGCUGCAGAUCUUGAAGAUGCGGGUCAACAACGCCCCAGAUGAAGAGCUGAAAACUGGAGCUGCAGAACAGAACAAGAUCACUCACCUGAGGCUGAACAAGUUGUUGUCUGAGCUAUCAACAAGCAACCUAUAA